Messenger RNA from Peromyscus maniculatus bairdii (prairie deer mouse), 799 nucleotides. NCBI's taxonomy places the organism in Eukaryota, Metazoa, Chordata, Mammalia, Rodentia, Cricetidae. The record is from RefSeq and is a predicted model, not a curated record.
GGCUAAGGCACUGGCACUGCACAAAGUGCUGAGGGAUCUGACAGCGCUCUCGGCCCUAGCAGACAGACACAGACUCCGGAGAGACCUGCAGGGCAGGAGGAAGUUCUUGACCGCAUUUCCUCCCUUGAGAGCAGAGGUGGGAGAGCACAUCAGGCAGCUCCACGCCCUGGCUGAGCACACUGAGGGGGUGCACAGGGGCUGCACCAUCUCCAAUGUCGUGGCCGACUCCUUCAGCACUGCCUCUGACAUCCUGGGCCUCCUGGGUCUGUUUCUGGCACCAGUGACAGCGGAGGGCAGUCUGAUGCUCUCCUCUGUUGGCCUGGGGCUGGGAGUGGCAGCUACUGUGACUAAUGCUGCCACCUCCAUCGUGGAGGGAACAAGCAGGUUUGGGGAUGAAGUUGAAGCCGGUUACCAGGCCCCACCUGGCCUGGAUGUGUUGGAGGCUGGAACAGCCGUGGGGUGGAUUGCCAGCAAGUUCCCUCAGGCUACCAGAGAUCUCACCAGAGACCUUGACGCCCUUCAGCAGCACAUGGAUGCCCUCAGGCUGGUUAGAGCCAACCCUGGCUUAGAAGAAGAUGCCAGGAUCCUUGCCACCACCGGAAGGAUCCCUGCCCAACGUGCUAGAAGGGUGCAGGCCACCUUGAAAGGAACCCCUCUGGCGAUGAGCAAUGAAGCCCGGAUCAGGAGUGCCACCAGGGCAGGUGUGUCUCUCCUGAAAGAUGUUGACAGCCUUGUGAAAAAGUCAAAGCAUUUGCAGGAAGGGGCACAGUCAGAGUCGGCUGAAGCUCUCAGGAAGCUG